CGCGAUUGAUCUUUUGAACUUCUCAUUGUUGCAGACUCAAAUACACUUUUAUAAUGUCAUGAAUCUGUGAUUACUGAAAACAUAAAUUAGAGGGGCCGUUACAGCGUCCUACAUGGUUAGAAUGCAAGUUGUGUCUUGCUGCUAAUCCUCUCUGCGACUGUGUGGAAAUAGAAACUACAUUCGUGAUCACUGCUCAUGCAAUAUCUCGUUCCCCUGUAACAUAUUCGAAAUGUUCAUUCUUACAACCGUCUCAGAUCUCAUCCAGAUCUCUCCUGAAGACUUCUCCAAGUACAGCGCUGUCGCAAUCGAGGACAAUAUUAACGAAAAGUAUGCAAAUAAAGUCAUUCAAAAAAUUGGCCUUUGCAUUGGAUUCUAUGACUUGUUAGAAUCGUCGGAUGGUUUAAUAGGCCAUGGCACAGGUUUGGUCAACGUAAACGUGAAAUUCCGACUCAUCGUCUUCCGGCCGUUCAAAGGAGAAAUCCUACUAGGCAAGAUCUCCAGUGCUACUCAACAAGGGAUUAAGAUUGGUGUAGAAUUUUUCAAUGAUAUUCUCAUUCCCCCGGAUCUUCUGUUGGACGGCGCUCGAUUUGACAUUGCCGAUCAGGUGUGGGUUUGGGAAAAUGAAGAUGGCUCAACAUUCUACUUCGACAUAGGAGAAAUUGUCCGUUUCAGAGUUGAGAUGGAGGAAUGGCAUGAUCAGAUUCCCAAUGCUCCAGAUCUAGGAGACGGCGCAACCAUUGAACGAAAGCCUCCCUAUUCCAUCAUAGGCUCGAUGCAAAUGGCGGGUUUGGGACCUGUGUCCUGGUGGUGAUGGGAGAAUUGAUUAGUGAGGGUAUUCCCCUGCCUUUUUAUGUUGACUUUAUGUACGCGCGCCGGAUGAUACAAUGGGCUGGAAUUGGAAAUGAUAAAUGAUUCCCAUCAUUGGCGUUGCUAGAAUAGAGGACAGGACAGCAUUGAAUGUAUCACCUCUUGCAUGAUGACC
Aspergillus novofumigatus IBT 16806 is the source of this 982-nucleotide messenger RNA. RefSeq names its product DNA-directed RNA polymerase III subunit RPC25. The coding region runs from base 230 to 811 and encodes 193 amino acids. The transcript is spliced from 7 exons. Lineage: Eukaryota; Fungi; Ascomycota; Eurotiomycetes; Eurotiales; Aspergillaceae. Gene Ontology annotation, biological process: DNA-templated transcription; transcription initiation at RNA polymerase III promoter. Gene Ontology annotation, cellular component: RNA polymerase III complex. The record is from RefSeq and is a predicted model, not a curated record.